Neurospora crassa OR74A is the source of this 1468-nucleotide messenger RNA. RefSeq names its product mus-8 (gene mus-8). The transcript has 4 exons. Bases 324 to 779 code for a protein of 151 amino acids. NCBI's taxonomy places the organism in Eukaryota, Fungi, Ascomycota, Sordariomycetes, Sordariales, Sordariaceae. The record is from RefSeq and is a predicted model, not a curated record. Gene Ontology annotation, molecular function: ubiquitin conjugating enzyme activity. Gene Ontology annotation, biological process: DNA repair; protein polyubiquitination; proteasome-mediated ubiquitin-dependent protein catabolic process. Gene Ontology annotation, cellular component: HULC complex.
UGUCAACCGGGGCAGUCACUGUUCAUUGCCCCUGCCCUCGGCGCGCGUUCUCCUAGCUUCUUUGUGACGCCCCCCUCCGGGCAAUCAGUUGGGUAUGAUAAGAUAGCGGUCGUUAAUGCGCGUUCACUUGUUGGCUCUGCUGGUUUCCGUCAUUCAUCUCCGCCCCUUCAAAUCAGUUCGUUUGAUUGUCUCUUCGCUAUUCCAACCACGAAACCCAUCUCGACUUCGAACAAAGUAUCGCAUCGAUCCUACGUACUCCAUCAACCUUGUAGCUUUCUCUCCAUACGCCUGGGCCGACUUCAUCAUCCAUCACCAAAGCCAAAAUGUCAACCGCUGCCCGCCGCCGGCUCAUGCGAGACUUCAAGCGCAUGCAAACCGAUCCUCCCGCUGGUGUUUCCGCCUCUCCCGUACCCGAUAAUGUUAUGACAUGGAACGCCGUGAUCAUCGGACCCGCCGAUACGCCCUUCGAAGAUGGCACCUUCCGCCUGGUGAUGCACUUUGAGGAGCAGUAUCCCAAUAAGCCUCCUUCGGUCAAGUUCAUCAGCGAGAUGUUCCACCCCAAUGUUUACGCCACUGGCGAACUUUGUCUCGAUAUCCUUCAGAACCGCUGGAGUCCUACGUACGACGUCGCGGCUGUUCUUACCAGUAUUCAGAGUUUGCUCAAUGACCCGAACACAGGAUCGCCUGCAAACGUCGAAGCCUCCAAUCUAUACAAGGACAACCGCAAAGAAUACCACAAGAGGGUCCGGGAAACUGUUGAGAAGAGCUGGGAGGAUUGAAUAGUGACGACAUUUAUCACCACGGGGCCCUCAAUGGCAAAAAGCCAAUGAUUGAUCUGGGUGCUGCAAGUCGGUGUUGAUAUUGCUCACUGGGCUGUUCGAUACAGAUCUCUUGGCUAUAUCAACAGUCAGUUGUCGACCGACGACGAGUUGCGAGAUGAUCCACAUUCGAGGAUACCCGGCGGUUUGGCCUUUUAGGGCGUGAGGGUGGAACGGAUGUCGUGAUAUUACAUUGCAUUUGGGAGGCGUCGUUCUUUCGGGGCGUUUUUGUUGUAUUUCAAAUAUCCGCAUCUCUCGCCUAUUGAUGGCUGAGAGUCAGCCUGCUUGUCUGCAAUGGAGAGAGCGGGAGUGCUUGGUUUUUCUCACUCUUUAGGGCGAUUGUCGGGUUUGGAGUUUAGGCGCUCGUAUCAUACCAACACAAGCACAUCUGGCGAGGGCAGUCCCUGGAUACCUCAACUCACCCCAAAAAGCCCUAGAUAGCGUUCUUUUCUUUUGUCUUAGAGAUGAAGAGAUGGCAUAGUGUCUUUCAUUGCAAAAAGCUCACCAUGUUAUGUCGGCCGGCUUAGAUGUACGAGUUUCCAGAGAGUCUUGCAUUUCUCAGCUUUCCUCUGUUUCUUUGACGAAAGUGUACAUGACCCCGCUUGGUGCCUUACAUCCACAUGAUUUAUAUCACCUAUACCUAAGGCUGA